UUUUUCUACCACCUAUUAGUACAAAGAUCACAUUCCGGACUUCCCGAAUCGCAUUUGAAGCAGAAGAGCAAUGAUCAAUCGCUCUCUGCCGUCUCCCGCGAAUUUGGUCCCGCCUCCGCCCAAAACCCUAAACCCAUCCAGCCAAAAGACAUCCCGAAUCCAAACCCUCAAAAUACCCAACUUCGAACACUUGAAGAACCGCCUGAUCCAUCAAGCCAGUGUGGGCCACCUCCGCCAGGCAAUCUCGACCCUUGAUCUCAUGACCCAACAAGGCCUCACCCCCGACCUCUUCACCUACUCCCUCCUCCUCAAAUCCUCCAUCAGAACCCGCCAAUUCCAUCUAGGUAAGCUCGUCCACGCCAGACUAUCCGAGUCGCAGCUCGAGCCCGACUCGGUCUCCCUCAACUCACUAAUCAGCUUGUAUUCGAAGAACAACGACUGGGUAACGGCCAAUGCUAUCUUUGAAAACAUGGGUGAGCGACGAGACGUGGUUUCUUGGAGUGCAAUGAUCUCGUGCUUCUCACGUAAUGAUAUGGAAUCGAAAGCUAUAUCUACUUUUGUUAAGAUGCUUGAGUUUGGAGAAUGCCCCAAUCAGUUUGGCUUUGCCGCCGUGAUUCGGGCAUGUUCGAAUGCCGAGAAUGCUUGGAUUGGGGAUGUAAUUUUUGGGUCUGUGAUAAAGACUGGGUAUUUUGAGUCUGAUGUGUGUAUUGGAUGUGCAUUGAUAGAGAUGUUUGCGAAGGGAAGUGGUGACUUUGAUUCAGCAAAGAAGGUGUUCGACAGAAUGCCUGACAGAAAUUCAGUGUCUUGGACUUUGAUGAUAACUAGAUAUUCUCAUAUGGGUAAUCGAAAGGAAGCCGUUGAGUUGUUUAUCGAUAUGGUAGAGAGCGGUUAUAUGCCAGAUAAGUUUACUUUUACUAGUUUGGUUUCUGCUUGUGCAGAGUUAGGGAUAUUAUCGUUUGGGCAGCAAUUGCAUGCUCAAGUGGUCAAGUAUGGGUUGGCUUUCGAUGUUUGUGUUGGCUGUAGUUUGGUUGACAUGUAUGCGAAAUGUGCAGAAGAUGGAUCUAUGGUUAAUUCAAGGAAAGUUUUCGAUGUUAUCCUUGAUCAUAAUGUUAUAUCUUGGACUUCGAUUAUCACAGGUUGUGGGCAGAGCGGAAAGCAUAGUAAGGAAGCCAUCGAGCUCUAUUGCAGGAUGAUCGAGGAUCAAGUUUUACCUAAUCAUUUCACCUUUUCCAGCCUUUUCAAGGCAUGUAGUAAUCUUUCUGAUCCUGAUACUGGUGAACAGAUUUAUGCACAUGUGGUGAAAAUGGGUCUUGCGGCAGUUAAUUGUGUCGGGAAUGCUCUUAUUAGCAUGUAUGUUCGAUCUGGUAGGAUGGAAGAUGCUAGGAAAGCUUUCGAUAUUCUAUUUGAGAAGAAUUUGGUUUCUUACAACACAAUUGUUGAUGGAUGCACCAAGAAUAUUGAUUCUAAUGAAGCCUUUGGAGAAUUCCAUCAAAUUGAGGAUACUGGGUUCGUGCUCGAUUCUUUCACAUUUGCCAGCCUCUUGAGUGGAGCUGCUAGUAUAGGGGCAGUUGCUAAGGGUGAACAAAUUCAUGCUCGGUUACUAAAGGCAGGGUUCGAGUCAAAUCAGCUCAUAGCUAAUACUCUAGUUUCCAUGUAUUCAAGAUGUGGAACCAUGGAAGCUGCUUUGCGAGUUUAUUUCAAAAUGGAACGUUUGAAUGUGGUAUCAUGGACUUCUAUUAUAACAGGGUUAGCAAAGCAUGGAUUCGCAACAAGAGCAUUGGAAAUGUUCCAAGAAAUGCUUAAUGCAGGUAUAAAGCCAAACGAGGUCACCUAUAUUGCCGUUCUAUCAGCUUGUAGCUACGUAGGUAUGAUCGAUGAGGGGUGGAAGCACUUCAACUCAAUGUACAAAGAGUACGGGAUAAGCCCUAGAAUGGAACACUAUGCAUGUAUGGUUGAUUUGUUAGGCCGGUCAAGCUUCUUAGAGGAAGCCAUGCAGCUCAUCAACUCAAUGCCUUUCGAAGCUGAUGCUUUGGUCUGGCGCACAUUGCUUGGAGCUUGUCGAGUCCAUGGUAAUAUCGCGCUUGGGAAACAGGCAGCUGAAAUGGUUAUUGAGAAAGAGCCAAAUGAUUCAGCAGGGUACAUUUUGCUAUCAAACUUGUACGCUUCCAUGGGCCAAUGGAAUGAGGUAGCAGAAAUUAGAAAAACCAUGAAAAAGAAGAAUUUGGGAAAAGAAGCUGGCAGUAGCUGGAUAGAGAUAGAAAAUACGAUGCAUAAGUUUCACGUGGGAGAUACAUCCCAUCCCCAAGCAGAGGAAAUAUACAAAGAACUUGAUCAAUUGGUUACCGAGAUAAAGGAGGUGGGUUAUGUCCCUGACACAAGCUCUGUUCUUCAAGAUGUUGAGGAUGAACAGAAGGAGGAAUUUCUGCUGCAACAUAGUGAGAAAAUUGCCGUGACAUUUGGUCUUAUUAACACGUCAAAACCUAAGCGUAUUACUGUAUUUAAGAAUCUCCGCGUGUGUGGAGAUUGCCAUAAUGCUAUGAAGUACAUAUCGAUGGUAAAGGAGAGAGAAAUUGUUUUGAGGGAUUCUAACCGGUUUCACCAUUUCAAAAAUGGGAUCUGCUCCUGCAAUGAUUACUGGUGAUGACCGUUUCUUGAGCAAGACAAUUUCAUUCUUCCGGUUUUGAAGGUCUCGGCUGCUAAAUUUUUAGCUGCAAUCUUCUUCAUAUUGUAGAUUUCGGAGGUAAAUACGUAUUGCAUUGAUUGCAACCAAAACCUGUUUUACAAUUCAAUGUCUUCAUUUUGUUACCAAAAAUACUGAAGCAAAUUUGCAGAUGCUGGAUUUAUCAAAAUUGAAAUAUGCCAAUUGAGGCGUUUUCAUGCCAACGAAGACGUUUGUUGCUGCCUUUUCGACUCAUUCCAAAAUAUGAACCGUCAACAGAUUGAAACCAUUCACUUUCUUGUCACCAUGCAUGAAAAUUUCUCGUUCUUAGUACAGGCCCAAGGAAAUGCUGAGGAGCAAACCCAAAUGUAGGCAUUGCUUCCACGCGGAUUGCAUCAAUGAAUGG
This is a messenger RNA of Rhododendron vialii, 3065 nucleotides long. RefSeq names its product pentatricopeptide repeat-containing protein At3g49170, chloroplastic. NCBI's taxonomy places the organism in Eukaryota, Viridiplantae, Streptophyta, Magnoliopsida, Ericales, Ericaceae. The coding region runs from base 71 to 2641 and encodes 856 amino acids. The transcript has a single exon. The record is from RefSeq and is a predicted model, not a curated record. Gene Ontology annotation, biological process: RNA modification. Gene Ontology annotation, molecular function: zinc ion binding; protein binding; RNA binding.